AUGGAAGCGGGUCGCGAAGAGGCGCGCGAUGAAUACGGCGACGACGCUGACGAGGGACAUGACGACCGCAUCGAGAAACUCAACGACACGGAGCAAACGGUGCGGAACAGGAUUGCGUAUCUGAAGGGUGAAUACACAUAUGAUCACGAGCAAGAACCGGAGUCUGAGCCAAAAGCGGGAUCUGAGGAUGAGCAAGAACAAGAGCCUGCGGUAGAGGAAUCUUCGGAUAUGGAACUUGAUUCGGAUAGUGAUUAG
Alternaria metachromatica is the source of this 255-nucleotide messenger RNA. RefSeq lists its product as uncharacterized. The coding region runs from base 1 to 255 and encodes 84 amino acids. The transcript has 2 exons. The record is from RefSeq and is a predicted model, not a curated record. NCBI's taxonomy places the organism in Eukaryota, Fungi, Ascomycota, Dothideomycetes, Pleosporales, Pleosporaceae.